AUGAAUAAAUCGGAAUAUAUAUAUGUUAAUGAACAUUUAAUAUCAUCAUCAUUAAAUUGUCCUAUUUGUUUGAAUAUUCUUGAAGAUCCACAUACACAUACAAAAUGUGAUAGUGCAUUUUGUCGUUCAUGUUUAUUACAAUUAGUUGAACCUAAUUGUCCAAUAUGUCGUUGUUAUUUGGAUAAUAUGUUACCUAUUGAAUUUAAUAGAGAUUUACCAAAAUCAAAUCGACUUAUUCGUAAUAUGCUUGAUGAAUUAUUUGUUGAAUGUAUUCAAUGUCAUACAAUUCAUCGUCGUGGACAAUUUAAACAUAAAUGUCAACCAAAGAAAAUUUUUUUAUCGACUAAACGUCAAAAAUGGGAAGUAUUUCAAAUGCUUCUUUCAGUUAUAGUCAUUUUUCUAUUAAUUUUAAUUAUUUAUUAUAAUCGAAAUUAUGUUUUUGAAACAGCUAUCGAUCGUCAUAAUGAAUUAAUUAAAGAAAUAGGUAUUGAUAUUGAUAAAUAUUUAUUCAAUAAAAUAUACUAUUUAAUAGUUAAAUUUAUUGAAUAUUCUAUACCUGUAUUUAUAUUUAAUCUAUUUCUUUGGUUUAUUAUAUUAUUUUAUGGUGAUCGAUAUACAUCGAAAACAACUAGUAGAAUAUUAAAAAAAAUUUUUGAAAUAACAAUUAUUAUUAAUCUUAUAGGACAUUCACUUUAUUAUUAA
Molecule: messenger RNA, 702 nt
Organism: Rotaria sordida
Lineage: Eukaryota; Metazoa; Rotifera; Eurotatoria; Philodinida; Philodinidae
Source: the annotation of a GenBank genome assembly